Poecilia reticulata (guppy) is the source of this 666-nucleotide messenger RNA. NCBI's taxonomy places the organism in Eukaryota, Metazoa, Chordata, Actinopteri, Cyprinodontiformes, Poeciliidae. The record is from RefSeq and is a predicted model, not a curated record.
GCAUCCAUCAGUCCAUCAAGUUUGGUGUCACAAGGUGCCACUAUGGAGCUGCGCUGCAACAGCAGAGGCAAUCCUCCCAUUACCAGCUACGCCUGGUUCAAGAACAGUGGACGUGGAGACAGUAAAGUCUCUUCAGCGCAGACUUUCAGCUUCAAUGCUACUGAGCGAGCCGCCUUUAUCUGUGAGGCCACAAAUAGGCUUGGGAGUCACAAAUCGAAAAGCAUCUGUGUUGACAUCAAGGAUGCUCCUAAAGACACCUCAGCAUCCAUCAGUCCAUCAGAUGAGGAGUCAGAUGAUGGCUGGGUGGAGCUGAGCUGCUCCAGCAGAGCCAAACCUCCACCCAGUUUCACCUGGUUCAAGAAAGGCCCCCAAAUAUCCACUCAAGUAGCUACAGGCAUCUUUCACAAGGUUCAAUUCACUCAGGGCGGGCAGUACUUCUGUGUAGCUGCAAAUACGCUGGGUAGUCAGAAAUCAUCACCGGUCAGUGUCAGAACAAAAGGUUUACCGGGACUGUGGAUGUAUAUUGUAAUAGCGAUUUUGGGAAUAGGACUUCUUAGAAGUACACACUUCAUGAUUAAAAAAUGGAUCCAAGCCUCCUCAUCCAGUCAAGCUCAUUAGUUGUGCUUGUGUUUAACACUAAAAAUAAAAUGUUACAACCCACUUCAA